Molecule: messenger RNA, 2432 nt
Organism: Boeremia exigua
Lineage: Eukaryota; Fungi; Ascomycota; Dothideomycetes; Pleosporales; Didymellaceae
Exons: 6
Coding region: 351-2432 (693 amino acids)
Source: RefSeq, a predicted model, not a curated record
GCGAGAAACGCGCAUUAGCAGCCUCUACUCGAGCUUCAGCCCCCAAAUUUCGAACAACGAACCGCGAAGGCGGCUGGAGCCGUCUCGGCUAUACUUAUUCAAUACGGCGCGCAUUGAUCUUAGACAUCGCCACCAUGUGGGGGAAAGAGUGUCAGUCGUCGUCCCCAUAACAAACCCCCUUUGCCAAGUGUUCAGCCUUGCUGCACCCAGAUUGCCAUCGAUAAUAUCCAGAGCCUUGUCACCUUUGCACUUUAGUCUCAGCCGUACUCUUCCUCGAUCCCAGGCUUCACACGAAAGUUAGACUCCACCCCUCAACAGCCCCAUCGAACGGAAGUCAAAUCUUUGCAACGAUGGAUCAACCAGAUCUUGUGAUAUCUGUGGAUUUCGGCAUGACCUGUACCGGUGUUGCUUAUUGCAACAUGUCAACAGGCUCCGACACAGUGAGACACAUUCAAAGAUGGCCAGGAAGAACACAGGCAAACGAGAACAAAGUCCCUACCCUUCUUGUAUACCCGCACAACUCAGACACCCCUUCAUCGUGGGGCUUUCUCGCAGAAACAGCGCAAGAAGUGAGCGGUUCUGGACAUGAAAGCCGCGAAUGGUUCAAGAUCAUGCUAGACGAAGAUCUGCUAGAACAGAUGCGGAAGAAAUCCAGCGAUCCGUCCAAGGUUCCGCGCAUCCACGAGGUGGAGAAAUGGUACACUGAUUACUUCCAAUACCUUUACCGAACGAUCGAGGCUCGAUUAAAGGGCGAACUAGCCAGCACAUGGGAGAACGCCAAGAUUGAAUACAUCUUCUCUGUCCCUACCACAUGGCGUCCGCUACCAACCGUGGAGAGAUUCCGAAAAAUCAUCGCCGCCGCCGGCUUUGGCUCAUGUCCGAACCACACAGCCACCGUUGGCUUAACAGAGGCUGAGGCCGCGGCAGUGCACACAGCGCGAAACAUGCCUGGAAUUUUCAAAGAGAACGAGGUGCUCUUCGUCUGCGACGUUGGAGGCGGCACCACUGAUCUCUCCGUCUUUCGUGUGAAAAACACAAUCGGUGGAUCAUUGAACCUGGAGCAGUUGGAUGUAGUGUUUGGUGCUGCUAUUGGCGCUGCACAGCUUGACACCCUCUUCGAAAACGCGGCUCUUGAACGACUUGAACUCGCCGAUCGCACCAUUCCGACAGGUCUCUCCGAUCUCCAUAGUGCGGCAUGGGAGAUGCGAAUCAGUAAAGAAUACCAAAAUGCAAAGUGCGACUAUGGCUCUGAAGAGUCACUGGCAGAUACCGACACAUUCGCCGUACGAGUGCCCAAGCUGGACCCGAGCUACACGAAUGAACAGUUUGAGAUCAGCAACGGGGACAUGUAUUUCCAGAGAGACGAUCUUAAGGGCAUCUUCGAUAUUCAAAUUUCUAAGCUAUUUGAGAUGAUGGACAAACAGCUCGUCCGUCUGCAGCAGAAACAACCAAACGAACAAGUCGCACAUCUCGUCCUCUCCGGUGGCCUCGGCAACUCGCCAUACGUCCAAUCCUGUUUGAGAUCGAAGUAUGCCUUUGGGAACUCGGUACACGCCAAUGCUCAAAACAUACAGAUACGGGUCGCGCCUGACCCGCAGCUUGUUGUCUGCAAGGGCAACGUCGCAGACCGUGUCGCAAAGCUGAAGAGUGGCAAAGCAGUUCUGGGUUGGCGCUGCUGCCGUGCUUCUUACGGGACAAAGUGCAAGAUGCUGUACAGCGCAAGCAAUAAAGAUCACAUUGGCCAGAAGACUGAGAUUGAUGUGCUUGAUGGCAAAGCGUAUGUCGUGGACUGUGUUGACUGGUUUAUCAAGAAGGGUGAGGCAGUCUCAAGUGACUCCCCUAUCGUUCGUGACUUCAGUCGCAAAUGUUCGCCGGCAACAUCAUCAGUUCCCAAUCCUCCACGCAUCUUUCCUACGGAUGUGAUCUGUUCCGAGGCAGAAGCAGAGCUACUCCCCUACACAAUGAACUCCACUUGCCGUUCAAUAUGCAAAGUCGAAUCCGACUUCGCCACCAUCCCACUCUCCCAAUUCAAACUGAAAAACCGACACUGGUGGAACAGCGGCAAGAAAUACCACCGCAUCAACUUCGUCAUCAAGGUGAACCUCGGACCCGCGGAUCUGUCCUUCGAGCUCUGGCACAACGGCGUCAAGCUCAGCAAAGACAACACCAUCAAGGUCGAGUGGCAGGCUGCGGCUCCCCCGGACCCUGCUCAGCAGCCUGUGGACAGCGACUUCCCCAUGAACAGCCUGCCGGCGGCAACUAACAGGGGGCCGGUUGUCACAAGAAAGUCGAUACAGCAUCUGGGGAAUUUGAACGGGUAUGGGGCGGCGCCUCAGGGAGGAUAUCAGGGCUAUAAUAAUGAUUUGGGUAAUAAGAUGGUGGUUAGUGCGAGUGUGACACCUGCACAGCAGAAUGGACAGAAGGUUUGGUAG